AGGUAGCACUAGAGGCUUAGGUCCCCAUGUGACGAGAAAUUUCCCUAUCUGCUCUGCUAAAUAGUCUGUUGCCCCGAUUCUUCCCACCAGCAAGGCUGACCACUGAAGAUGGAAAUCGUCCACUCCCUAAGCUGUAGAUAUUCUGCUACCAACACAAAUUAGGGUGUUUAUUAUUAUUCCGUUUCCAUCAAUUUCACAACACCAACACCACAUUUUCCCAACCCAAGCCCCCUUUGAAAACCAUCCUUUACUGACUACAAGGUAAUAUAUUAUCAGGAAAUAAUAGAGGACAAGGCUUCAACAAGGGUGCCCAGCUGAAACAAAGAGGACUGGGUUCCUGUACUUUGAAUAGUGAAGUUCCCUUUUCUAUACAAUUAUUUCGAGUUUCGCAUAGGGUCGCCAAUAACUGGCCAGAAAGGGAGGGAAUCCCUCAGCAACUACAUGGACUUCAAAUUGACUUCAACUUUCCGGAGCAACGAGAUAGCUAAUUGUGCAGAUCAUGUUGUUGUUGUUGUUUAGUCGUUUAGUCAUGUCCGACUCUUCGUGACCCCAUGGACCAGAGCAUGCCAGGCACUCCUGUCUUCCACUGCUUCCCACAGUUUGGUCAAACUCAUGUUAGUAGCUUCAAGAACACUGUCCAACCAUCUCGUCCCCUGUCGUCCCCUUCUCCUUGUGCCCUCAGUCUUUCCCAGCAUCAGGGUCUUUUCCAGGGAGUCUUCUCUUCUCAUGAGGUGGCCAAAGUACUGGAGCCUCAGCUUCAGGAUCUGUCCUUCCAGUGAGCACUCAGGGCUGAUUUCCUUCAGAAUGGAUAGGUUUGAUCUUCUUGCAGUCCAUGGUAUCUGCAGAACAUACUGUUGUUAAAGGUUCAGAAAGCUGGUAACCGUAAGGCUUUGGCAGAAACGUUAUCCAAGGCCCCCAUCAUUUUUAAUAGUUGUGUAGAAGACAUUUCAGUAUAUGGUUGUUUUCUCAGUGCUGCAUGAGUGAGGGGAACAACUGCACUAGCUAAACUUCCCUAUUUGACUCCCUCCUUGCCUUAAGGAUAAAAUACAAAACCACUUUGUUAAGACUUUCAGUUGAAAGUACUGUUGACAUGAUCUGCUGCUGCUGACGACCUUAAAUGAUUCUGUUCUGGAGCCUUUCUUUUUACGUGAGAUUGUUUUAAUAGUAAGGUUCUAUUGUGUUUAUUGUGGCAAGCCACUUUAAGCACUAGAACAGGCAGGAUAGCAAUUAUGAUUAUACAAAAUUAUGAAGAAAUAUGGAAGCCUGGUCCUUUAUUACAUCUGAGUAAUGUAAUACUGAUUCUUUCAACAGUUGGGGCUGCUUUUUUUCAAAGUGUUGUAUUUUCAUUCCUAAGUGACAAUCUGUACCUGUGAGCACCCCCUCUUAUAUACAGCAAUUUCAAGAUACAGGAGUCUUACCCAUCUUUACAUCUGGCUACCCUUUGUACAUGCAUUAACACACACAUUUAGCAAAUCUAUAGCCAAAUGCUACCUCCGAUGUCCACAUCCAAACAACACACAAAUUCCAGCCUGCACCCUCUAGAUCCACCAGUAUUUUAGGACAGGGUGCAGAACCUGGACCCCAAAGCCACCCAUAGCUGUUGCCUUCAGGGAGAGUGGAGAUGGGGGGGGGGAGGGGGAUAAGCUGAAGGAGGAAGUGGGGGAAAGCUCUGCAAGUGAUCAGACCUCUAGCAAGAGCAAUCUGUCCCUCCCUGGACAGAUCACUGAGAGGGCUGAAAAAGGGGGAGAGAAAGAAAGAAAGAAAGAAAGAAAGAAAGAAAGAAAGAAAGAUGAGUAUUCUUGCUGCUGUUGUAGCAUACAUAAAAAAAGUUCUAUCCUCCCUUUGCACCAAUUGGCCGACCAUGCCCAGAAGAAAGGCCUCUGGUUUCUUCAGGAAGGUAUAUUUAAAUACCUUUUUCAAUUCAUUAUAUAUCAUUUCCCAGAAAGCCUUAAUCCUUGGGCAUGUCCACCAAAGGUGAAAGAAUGUACCCUCAUUCUCUUUACAUUUCCAACAUUUACUAUCUGGCAAAUGAUAGAUUUUUGCUAGCUUGACUGGGGUUAAGUACCACCUGUAAAUCAUUUUCAUUAUAUUUUCUCUUAAGGCAUUACAAGCCGUAAACUUCAUACCUGUGGUCCAUAACUGUUCCCAGUCAGCAAACAUAAUGUUAUGUCCAAAGUCUUGUGCCCAUUUAAUCAUAACAGAUUUAACCGUUUCAUCUUGUGUAUUACAUUUCAACAGCAAGUUAUACAUUCUUGAUAGAUUCUUAGUUUUAGGAUCUAACAAUUCUGUUUCCAAUUUUGAUUUUUCCUCCUGGAAGCCAAUCUUCUUAUCUAAAUUAUAAGCCUCCCUUAUUUGAUAAUAAUGAAGCCAGUCUCGAACUUUAGUUUUUAAUUUGUCAAAGCUCUGCAGCUUUAAUCUAUCUCCAUCUUGUUCUAAAAUUUCACAGUAUUUUGGCCAAUUUGUCUCCAUAUUGAUUUUUUUCAGAGCCUUAGCCUCCAUUGGUGCCUGCUGAGGAGUUUCGAUACUGAGGAAGGAAGCAGGACUUUCACAGUGGUUGCUCCAACAUACUGGUCAAGUUUACAGGAAGAAAUCCAGUUGUGUCCCUCCCUCUCUCUUGACAUGCGGGGGGGGGGGGGAGAGAAAUGCAAUGCACAUAUUUUUGGGGUAAUUUUUAGAUAUAGGCAUUCUAAUUCCCCCUCCCCCCAAGUCCUUGUUUUUGUUUUAGCUGUGAAAUUCCAUCUCACUUUUUAUCACUGUUGUUAACUGCCUCAAGUUUGAGAGAGGUGGCACACUUUUUAUUUAUUUAAACAAAGCAGUUCAUAGAGUGUCACUGCUGUGAGUUCAUAUGUUUAGGGUCUAUCUAUGCUAUACAGUUCUAUGGAGCUAGGAGGCUUCCGCUAUGGAAGUGGCAUCAAUUAGAGACCCUUAUUCAGUCCCGGGAGCCAGGCAUUGAGACAUUAUCAUCUGUGUGGUAACAGCUGGCUGGUCUUUUGUGGCCUUUCAGGUGGAUUAGUCCCCAUAGCAAUCAGAGGCCAGACAGGUAACUUGAUGUUCAGGGCGGGGGCGGGAGAAGCUGUGCUCAGGAUAUCAGCAGGUCUGUUUCCUUUCACACUGUGUACCAAGGGCAAGGGUGUGUGUGUGUGUGUGUGUGUGUGUGUCUCCCCAGUGUCCAAAUACAGAGAAACAUUAAGCUGAUGCUCUUCCUUUCAGAGGUCCCUUCAGAGCCUUCCUCUCAAAAGAUCCUUCUCCUAAAGACGUCUGGGGAGUGGGUAAGAGCAUGAGCUUUGAACUGGAUGCCCCUCAGAGCAAACAGCUCAGCUCAGUCAAGAACUCAGUGGGUGCCUUCAGUGAACUACUAUCCUCCUCAAGCUAUAUAAUAUGUGGCUAAUCAUAUUGGCCUACCUUACAGGGGCAUCAUUAAUGAUGUACUGUAUGUGUGCUUUGGGCUUUCUAGAAAAGCACUACACACAUAUUUUUAUUCUUUAUACUGUAACGCACCUACAAAAUUUGGAAGUAAAAUCUCUUGCAGCAAUUGACUGAACAGAGUGACAAAGGCAGUUUUCAUGCACUAUCAUGCAACUUCUUAUUGGAAACUGGACAAUAGUUGUUCAGUACCUCUGUAUCCAGGGAAUCCCUCUUGGGAAGGGGAUGGACCAUUGCCUCCUUAUGGACCAGUGGCACCUUCUCCCUCAUGCGACAAGGCAUUCAUAACUCAGUGGACUCACCCAGCAACACCCUUUUAUCUGCCUUUUGUAAGCCAUGAUGGGCAAGGGUUAAAAGGACACUUAGUCAACCUCCUUCAAGCAGCUUGUCUGCAUUCUCAGACUGCAAGAAUUGAACUUGAUCCAAGGUAACCUGACCAGAUGAUGCUGGUCAUGAACAUUCCAUCAACUCAAGGAACAAACCAAUCAGCUAAACAGUAUCUUCACUCCAGGGAGGGAAGAGGGUAUCAGUUUGGCUGGGUACAAGGAGAACUGGGUGUGAAGCAGACUGAAGCCGACCAGAAAGCUGAGAAGCAAGGUCUUCCCAAGAAAUCUGGCCCUCCCUUAACAUCAUGUUCCUUCCAAAUACUGGUGUUGCACACAUGUCCAUAUGUUGCUGUGAUAGUGCCCUUUUAUUUAUUUAUUUUUCACAUUGGAUUUCCUCGCCACCCUUUAUACAGCCAAAGUUAGUGUUAUGACUUGAAGGGUUAUAUGGUUCGCAUCUUGGAAGAACAUCUAACAUUAAGGGGUUCAGGAUGGAAAAGCUUGUGAGAUGACGGCAGGAAAGGUGUGGAUAGGCAGAGGUAUUUUGGAAACUAGAUGUAAGGUUGUCCCUUUGUAUGGUGUGGCUUAUGUCCCUUUAAUAGCUGCAAUAUGAUGGAAAAGCUCCUAAAGAUGCAAAGACCUGCCUAGAUCUGGAAAUCUAAAGGGAGUAGUGAGGUCCAAAGGGGCAUUAUAGAGGUAACAGACUGAAGAUGGGGACUCUCCACAAGAGGUCCCGGAGCUCGCUGCCCUCUUGGGAUUUUCAGAUCAGGCAACCCGUGAGGAUGAUGAAGCAAUGAGUGAUCAGAAACUUGCAAGUGAGUGCAUGAGAAAGAGGCGACUGGUCAUUCCUAAGCUUAAGGUUCAAGAACAUUUGUGCUGGAGUGAAGGAGUGUCAGAAAAAACAGAGUGCCCUGUCCAGAAUGCUGCCAGUACUGCCUGUUGGUCCACAGUACCCAAAGUGAUAAAUAACAGGUGGUGUACUUGUAUUUGGAAUGGAUUCAGUGGCCUGGACAUCUCUUAGCUCUUACUGAAGGAGAUGCUUUUCCUGCCACCUUAGCACCUGGCUGUAUUAGGGUAAAUGACAGGCUGCCUGCCCUAUUUGCAUUUCCUUCCUAAGGCGGCAGGAUGAUUUGUUAGUGAAAUCAGAUGGCAGAAGCAGGGAGAGAAGCGUGAGUUGGGGGAAGAGGGAGAAGAGAGGCAGUGGGAGCUAUUCCUGAUCUAAUCAGCCAGACCUGGUAAAUAAACCCAGCUGUAUCUGUACCUGCAGCAGGAAAUGGUCCUCGGAGCAAACAGUGCACCAGGCAACGGGUGGCAAGAUAAACAGGGGUUGGUGCUGCUUCCAUCUGCUCCAGGGAGGGAGGGGGAAAAUGUGGCUGCAGCAAAACUGUCUCCCUAGUACUGGACAGUCACACACGUGUGGGGACCAGGAAUCCACACUGAGGGAUCUGCUGCAGUCUGUUAAAUCUAUGCAAUUGCUCACCUGCCUUCCUAUUAUUCCACCUAGAGGGGCUGAAAAUAAGGGAAGGUGAUGUGGUGCCCCACGCUUUGGAAAUCUGCAGAAGAACCAGCAGACUCGGCUUGACACUAUUUACUCAAUCAUACACUUAACAAGUGGUAGGAUUUAUUAUUGCCUUGGUUCCUUAUUCAACAUUUACCUAAUUUGUGGAUGUAAUUGUGUGGCUGGUUUGGGGGUUGGUCCCAUGAUGUGAAAGUAAGUGAUUUCAUUGGUUCAGUCACUUUUAAUGAAGUCAAAUAGAAGGUUUGGUUACUCAGCGAUUUACCGUAGCUCAACAAACUAAUUAUACUCUGGUCUGUUAUAACAAACGAAUCAAAGAUAAUGAUGCCAAGUUCUUUGUAGGUACUCUAGAGGUGUAUUAACUGAAAUGAUUGCUCACAUUUAAUUCACCAACUAGAUCAGCCAAGCUUUCUAGAUACAAACCACAGACAUUCUUUCCACCAAUACCAGUAGGGUAACUGGAUGCAACGUUGUUCUUUCAACAGAAGCAUAGAAUAACUUGUUUCGGGAGGUGCAAUUUUUCUUAUCCUUACAUGGCAAGCUACUUGGCCUUGGCCUGGGUGCGAAGGACUCAGGAAAUGACAACUGAACUCUACAGAAUAGAUACACUUUUGCUUUGGAAGUUUCAAGGCCGGUCACUGGGGUGGGGUGGGGCCAUUUGGAGUAAUUAAACCAUUGCUUCCUGUGGCAUUUGGGCAUCCCAAGCCAGUAAAGGACAUGGAGGGAAGAAAUAGGGAAACCACUUGCAAGUAGACCAGCCAAUCAAUAUUGAGGUCCAAAUUAUCCUGAAAACCUUGCAAGGAAGAGAUAUUUACUGACCAUACCUGCUGGGUACAACAAAAGACAUGAUCUGUUUUAGUGCUGCAUAGAAUGGACCUGACAGAUCAAAUUAACUUACGCAGCAGAAGAAGAAGGCCUUGAGCUAACAAUAGGAGGCAGCAACUUCAACACAGGAAACAAAAUACCCCCCUUCUUCUCUUGCUUGUAGUAUGGCUAGCAGAUUAGUUAGGAACCCCUAGAGACAGCACCAGUUGUUGAGGAUAGAACAGCUGGCAGAAGGGCAUGAGAUGCAAUUGUUCCAAAGCAUUAAGGAGUUGAAUCACCUUUGGAUGCCGGGGGGGGGGCAUAUUGCUGCCUUCUCUUUUCCCUUGAUGCAAAGUUAAACAGGACAACUGUUGAGACUCAUCCCCACUUUCCUUAUGGAGGCAGUUGUGGUCUUCUCGUCUAAUCCUUCAUCUUCCUAGCGUGGAGGAGGUUCAACUCACCCAAGCCAUUCCUAACACAUUGAUGAUCCAUAAACAACUUAGGGGUCAAAGUAAAUUAUAGAAUGACUAUGAAAGUAUAAAAAUGGUGGGGCCACAAAACACAUCACCUCAGAAUGCAUGGCUUCAAUCUGACAUUUGUAACUAUUUAUUUAUUAAAUUUGUAUACAGCCAGCGACCGUUUUAGGCUCAUCUCAUAUGUGUGCGACUGCAAACGCAUGCACUGUGCCAAACCUGGAAGCGACCUGAAAACAUCACAAAAACGUCACAAAAGGAGGCAGAAUGGGGCAGGGUUGGAAUGAGGUGUUUACGGGCUUUCAGUGAGUGUUCUGAUUAUACACAAGUAUGCAAACACGGGUAUAAUCGGAAUACUGCCCUUCAUCUGAAGAUCUCAGGACGGUUCACAGCAUAAAAAUACAAGAUAAAAACACAAAAUACAUAGAGCCAUAGAAUUGUAGAUUUGGAAAAGGUCCCAAGGGUCAGCUAGUCCAACCCAUAUUUUGGAGGAGACGAACGCAUAAUGGCACACAAACCCUGCCACAAAAAAGAGGGGAGUGAAGAUCUACAUCAGGAAAAAAAGGGGAAAUAAAGAUUAACAAUGAUCAUAACGGAGUUGGAGAUGGUUCAAGAGAGAUCUGCUGUGUAGGCAGCAUGGGGGAGGGGCUGCCAAGGAGGUUGCAUAUCUGUCUUCCAAGGAGCAUGUUGCAGCUGCCGCUGGCACCGUUGCCGUACUGGUGAGUGAAGCAUUCCUUGGAGGCCAGAUUUGCAGUCCAUAUGGAUCCUUCCAGGUGAGGCGGUUGCCUCAUCUGCCUCAUUUGCCUGGAUCUCAGAAAUGCUGAAGUCACAUGGGUCACCUUACACAUCUAAGAGGUACUAAGUUGCCUUCAGCUUCCUCAGAGAAGCAACUUCACUGAGGUUUGCCAUGUAUUUAUUUUACAUAUGCACCCCACUCAUCUUUAUAAAUGUGAAGUGCCUAAUUUAAUAUGUAAGAAUAUUUAAGAGGAAUCAGUUAAUUAGCCGGUUAAAAGCCAAAAUGUAACCGAAGGGGGAAAAUACUGGCUAGCGUGAUAACUGUGAGCCCAAGAUCACAGCUUCUCUAUGACCCCAUCAAACUACACACACAUCAUAACUAGUCAUUUAUGAAAGCACCUAAUAUGCACAAAGCUCUGUACAAAUAUAGAACAAUAGAACCCACAGAGUCACAAUCUUCAGAAGACCUGAGAGAAGGAGAGGGGAGUUGGAAGGGUGAAAAACAGAUCAAUAAUACAUCUAAACCAUGGGUAGGCAAACUAAGGCCUGGGGGCCAGAUCCUGCCCUAUCACCUUCUAAAUCUGGCCCGCGGAAUUUGUUCAUCCCCCCCCAAAAAAAUAUAGUCCGGCCCCCCCACAAGGUCUGAGGGACAGUGGACUGGCCCCCUGCAGAAAAAGUUUGCUGACCCCUGAUCUAAACCUACCAAUACAGAACUGUAAUAAUGUAUAGAACAGGCUUCCUCAACCUUGGCCCUCCAGAUGUUUUUGGCCUACAACUCCCAUGAUCCCUAGCUAGCAGGAGCAGUGGUCAGGGAUGAUGGGAAUUGUAGUCUCAAAACAUCUGGAGGGCCGAGGUUGUGGAAGCCUGGUAUAGAACAUCAGGAGGGAAAAGCAAAUGGGAAAUAGUUUUGAUUCAUUUCAGUUAGUGAGUUGUUAUCCAUUGUCUUUCUCUUUUGCAGUUCCCUGAACAAUCCCUGCCCUUCUGCACCCCCUUGUGGGCCAGGGUGGGAUUCUCAACAACCACAACAGAGUGCUGGAUUUUCGUGGAAGGAUUUCUACAAGAAUAGAAUGGGCUGGGAGGCCACUGAAGCAGGUGUGGCUCCCACAGAGGUUACUCUGAAAUACAAAUGGACAGCCCUUCAUUGUUGUGCAAGGCAAGUACUGUAUCAUCACUGUGGCUGGAACGCAACCCCACAAGGCUGUGCACACAUUAUGGCUCCAUGUAUACUAUACUUUUAAAGCACAAUCUUUUCCUCAAAGAAUUCUGGGAACUGUAGUUUGCUAAGGGUGAUUGAAAAUUGUAACUGUGCGCUACAGUUCCCAGAAUUCUUAAAGGGAAAUAACAUGCUUUUGUGGCAUUUACCUAUUAGUUGUUGACAUAUGCCGCCAGGUUACUUUAGAUGUGGAUUCUUGCUUAUUAUCUACUUCUUUGGAGUAGACAUUCCCUACAGCUGUUACCCCAUCUAGGUACAACAGGGGCUGGGGGGACCUGUAACCCACCAGCUGUUGGAUUGCAGCUCCCAUCAGCCACAGCCGGCACACCCAAUGGUCAGAGAGGAUGUGAACUGUAAUCCACCAACACCUGGAAGACCGCAGGUUCCUCACCCUUGUGGUAUAGCAAUCAGGGUAAAAUGUAAAGGGUGCCAAAGCAGAAAUGUGCAUUCUUAUUGCUUUGGUGUGGCAGGCCCACACCAUACAUUUACAGCAUAUCCAACACACAUUUAAAACACAUGAUCCCCCCCCAAAGGAACUUGGGAACUGUAGUUUGUUCAGGGUGCUGCCCAUUGUAGCUCUGAGAAGGAAACUACAGUCAAGAGGGGGAAUCUGAGUCACAAAACCUGGAGCUAACUUGAGGGCUUUUGAAUCACCCCAGAUGUGUAGGCUCAGUAAGGUUUCACACUCUGAGGGGCACGAUGCCAGGGACAGGAAAGUAUGAGGCACUUGGGGCAGAGGGAGGCAUUUCUCUAGAGUGCCAUCCCUGAUGGCGCCAGGGGUAGCUUCUCUGUCCUGUGUAAUGGCUGUCAGCCUUUCCUGUGCAAUGUCCUGGGAAAGGGCCGUGUUCUUAAUCCUCCGGCUGAGCAGAGGCAUUGUUUGGCGGGUGAAAGAAAAAUGGCACGUCAGGGCCUUUGUCUUUUGUGUCCCUCCGCUGCUAAGCAAACAUGCCCAGUGCUUCCCAUUGUUAGCCUCAGGAGAGAGGAGAGGCAUCUCGCCAUGAUGGGUAAGAGGAAUGGACAGCCCGGGCUGGGGCUGGGCUGCUUCACCUCCCACAGCUGCCACUGCUGACUCAGCACAACCUAUUGGUGCUCAGUCAUUGGACACUUGGCCAAGCCAGGCUAUAUAAUGCUGCUGGGGUCCCCCAGCCCAGCACCACCACUCUUGCCUCCGUGCACUGCCAGCCAAGUAAGUACCAGCCCCCUGCCCUCCCCAAACAGCCCCAGUGGCCCACCCCCUGUGUCCUUAUGUGUGGUAUCCUGGUAGGGAUGGAAGGACCUAUCAGUUUUGGUUCUCUCGGUUUCUCCUGUCUUAAAUUUGAUUCCCCAUAUUUCUGGAGCAAUCUUGUACUUUAUUUCCCUAAAUUCUCAUAAAAAUUCAUUUGGAUUUAGCGCAUAUUUCUCCUAAUAAACAUACUUUUGGAUGCAGUUUUAAGUAAUGUACACAUUUUUGCUAGCAAUUCCCCCUAAUAUAAUGCAUUUUUAUGUUAUCUUCCCAUAACAUAUUCGUUUCUAUGCACACUUUCCCCAAAUACAUGCAUUUUUGUAAACACUGCUUUGAGAAUUGCAUUGCAAAAUUGGGAGAAGUACAAAAUUGAAGGAUAACUGCUUUGGAAAAUGUGAAUUUAAAUGUGAAUGGAACUGAGUGUCUCCCCCUUCCCUAUAUACUUUCCUUCCCUUGGAGAAUCACUGGGGAAAGAUUUCUCUGCAAGGACUUCAACUCAUAAUUUCUGGGUCAACCGACAAAGGGGAUGAAUUGGGCAGGAAAGAUUCGGCACAUUCCUCCAGGGUAUGGUUCUGUACUGGUUUCGCUUGCUUUCAUGAGUUACUUGGAGAUGUUUGUUCUAUCGGCACCUUUCCUGAUGCACCUGCUCUUUGCUGGCAGCAAGCUGUGGUCUGGAUUGUAUUAGUUGAUGGGUGUUGUUGUUGAAUGACUGGUCCUGCCUUUAGAUAGAGGGCUAUGUUGAAUGGCAUUUCAGACCCAUCUACCUCUAGAAUUCUGUAUGACCCACAACUGCAACAGGGCUGUCCUUUUUUCUUUUGUUCUUUUAAAAGUAACAAUUAGAAUGCAUUGGCAGGAAAGUCAAACCCAGCACUGAAGGGUGUGCGUAUAAGUAAGUGUGCACUAUAAGGUAAGAUGGAAGGGGCCAGCAGAAAUCUAGUGGCACAAUUCUGGCACCAGGCUGUGUGUAAUGAAAAUGUAAAGGAAGCUUUCCAAAAACUUUUCUUCCAUUGAGGGGAGGAGGCUUGUCACUUGGAUUCUGGAUUUCCCUUCAGCUCCAGACAACAUACCUCAUAAACAGACAGGAAUACAGCUGGAUCAUGGGAACUGACAGUCCUAUGAGAACUUGCAGAUGUUGACUGAACUAUAGGUUAAAGGAAGGUAUGAGAUUUGGCUCCGUUUAAGAAAAAAGAAAAGACCCAAUAUAUUUGGCUCCCGAGUCAGAAAGUACAGAGUGAGUCUUUGAAAAGAGGCCCCGUGGAACAUGUGUACUCUGUAUCCACAGGGCCUCUUUUAAAGGACUAUAAUAUAAAAUGAAAUAAGGUCCCUUUAAUAGGACCUUCAAACCUGCUCCCUGGGGUGAGCUGCAUCGCCCUGUCUAAUGGUAGAGCCGGGUGUGUAGGCACCCAUUUUCCACUGACUCACUCCACCAUCUGCAUGAAUCCAGCCUCUGGUCAGCAAGGACAGGGGGGUGCUCCAUUGUACAAACUAACCAGGGAUAGGUGCUAGUAAAAUGAGAUGACAAAUUGGGGAGGAAUAGAUGAAAAGGAGCAUCAUGGACUCUCUUGGCCUGUACAAUUCAUCACUUAGCCAGAUAAUCCUCCUCAGAGUCUGCUUACUUUUUCUAGCAUUUCAGAUGCUACUGUCUGUCUCUUCUCCAUGACCCAUUCAUUUAACUGUAUGGCAUGGUGCUUGCUGAUGCUACUCCAUGAUAGCUGCUAACAGGGUGUACUUUGGAUUUUCUGUGGGUGGUGCAGGGGGACAGGGCUGACCCCACCCUGCUGCUGCCAUCACCACCAGAAACAAGCAUUUAAAACCCACAAACAUUGCAUUUCUAUAGCAGAAGAGCUGCCCAUGACCAGCCAGCACAUGGAGACCCUGGGUCAAUUCAAGAUAACCGUCUGGGAGGAAGAAAACUUCCAGGGGAAGCGCUGUGAGUUUCUGAUGGAGUGUCCCAGCAUCAUGGAACGGGGCUUCCGCAAGAUCCGCUCCAUCAAGGUGGAAAGUGGCCCGUAAGUGCUUCGGUGUCCAUUGAGCAAUAUUUGCAAAGCUGGCUUGAAAAGAGCAGCAUGCUUGGAGAAUCCACAGAUAUAGAUGGCUGAUGGGUAGAAGAGGAGAGAGAGAGAAAGAGAAAGAGAAAGAGAGAGAGAGAGAACUCCAUUGGGGGCUUCUGCCAGUCUUUCACCCCAUAAUGUUUCACAGGAAGUUAUUGGAUGGUUUGAGCAAUAUUUGAUUUUGAUUUUUAAAUUUUAUUGUGAGUUUUAAAUUUGAAGCUACCAUCAUUUGCGUUCUUUCUCUUCUCAUCUUUACAGCUGGGUGGGGUUUGAGUACCCUGAAUACCAAGGACAGCAAUUCAUCUUGGAGAAAGGAGACUACCCUCGGUGGGAGGCCUGGAGUGGGAACAGUGGCUACAGGACCGAACACCUGCUCUCCUUCCGGACUAUCAAGUGUGCUGUGAGUGCAAUAAUAUACUCUCUUGGCUCUAAAAAAACACCUGAAAGGGACCCAAUCCCCAAUGGAGAAGGGUGCCUCCCGGUCUUGUUCCAGAGAGCACAGAGUAAAAGGAAACACAAAACUAUCUGGUGGGGCAAAGGGAUCCCCAAAUGGUGGUGGAAAACAACAACAACAACAACAACAACACUAUAUUUCAUUGAUCAAGCACCAUCUCUUUGAAAGGCACUCUUCUAACCAAAGCUACUUCCAGAACAUACCAAUUUCAUUUGCUGCCUGUAAUAAAUUAAGUGGAAGCAUGACAGAAGAGUCUUCAAGGACAAAGGUGGUUUCAGUGAAAUUGCCAUGGGGAGUGACAUUAACAAAGCUGAAAUGAAAUUAACAGGCUGUCUGACAAGCUGAUAUCCCACAGAUGCACAACAGGUGAAGGUGAUUGUUUUUAUGAGACAAAUGAAGUGCUGUUAAUCCAGUAGCAAUCAAGUUUUUGAGUUAUACAGAGUUCUUCAUCAGAACUCUUUUGUUGCGGAUUUCUGUAUACCUCCUAUCAGUCAACUAAAACCAUGGCACUCUUCCUGUUUUCCACCUUUUUAUUUUCAGGGGCUCAGGGCAAAUGUAAAAUUAUGCUCAGUGUUAAAUGAGGGCGAUAACUGCAGUCAGAAGGAACAAGGGGGAAAGGGGUUUGGAGAAGCUGCGGAGAUCUCAUCUCCUGUAUCAUUGGGGAGCCUUAAAGGUAAAAGCCCAUUCUCCAGAUGGUGACUCAAUAACAGGGGAGGGGAGGGACACAUAUAAACAGUUAACAAUAUACUCGAGAGGACAGGGCCAAACACGGUUGCAAUCCUGCUUAUCUUCAUGACCUUUCACAAAUGAGGGUGGCUAUGGGGAAGAAAUAGCUUUUAUCUCAGACAGGAUUGCUAGGUCCAGAUGUCGAGAGGGCGCUGGCAUCUUUUACAGUGGCUCCCAUUUUGGUUUGCGCCAUCUUAGUCCUGCAGUGAUGAGACAAUACUUCCCUUCUGUUCAAAGCUUCAUCAGGGUCUGGGGUCCCACAACCCUAAUCUGAACCAAUGAAAGGCUCAGAUUAGGGUUGCCACCUUCAAAUUUAGAGAAAAAAAUCACUGCUGUAGAACAAUUCCCUCCAAGUCCUUCUCCUUGCUUUCACUAAAAUGAGUGAAAUCGAGGAGAAUGAAGAAUUUAGAUCGCUCUCUGCAGAAGUGCUGUGCAUUGGGGCUUUUAUGGCAGCAUCUCUGGGUCAGAAGGCUGAGUCCCUUGGCUAGAUCAAUAAGAGGCCCAUGCUGUUUGACAAACAAUACACACCCUGCAAGCCAAGGCGGUAAAUAACUCUAAAAUGAACCACAUGCUUUGGACUCCUUUUUUGUCUAAAAGUGUCCCAAUCCAUAAGCAGAGUGGACUGAACUAAGGCAAGCCCAUGGGGGGAACCAGGUGUUCAUUCACUGUAUGGUGCUGGGGCAGGAAGGGGAGACACACAGCUCAGUUUGGCACAUGGCUUUGGGGCCAAACAGCUGCCUCAAUGGCAGAAGCAAACUAAAUAAAUGAAUGUGGAGUGGCAUAUAUUAAAAAGCUUCCAUAGACAAAUGAAUAAGUUGGGAGGGGUGCUUUUUUUUUAGCAUUAAAGUCAGAAAGCUGGUCAAGGGUGGGAAAGGUUGGCAUUGAAAAGGAAAGGUUUUUUUGUUUUUGUUUUUCGCAAGUGUCAGCCAGGCUUCCUAGGACAAAUAUAUAGUACCAGCUCCAAACAGGCUAUAGCCAGUAUGGCAUAUCACUCCAUCUUGAAGAGCGGUUGCUUCUGUUCCUAACCGGGGUUUAAAAUCUCUGCACGUCCUCAUCUCUGGGCUUUAAUAACAACCAGUCAGAUUAUGUCCGCGCUUUAAUAAAGGGGUGUGAGAUAUCAUCUCCUUUCUGGCUGGCAGGAUCACUUGGCGGAGUGCAGCCUGCAGGAAUGGGUGAUAGGGGAGGGGGGAGGGGGGAUGCAGCUGUGCCCAGUUUCAGUUUUAACCCCUUGAGUCCACAGCAGGAUAGUGAGAGACUAUGCAUCCUGACCACUUGGAAAGCAGGGAGGGUUUUCGUUGCAUAACAGAUAGAAUCCCAAGCCUUUCUUUUCUGCUAGCUGGGGACUAUGUUAACAGACAGACCCAUAAAGAUGCUUGACAGUCAUUCACCAAGAGCUGCUUGGCAGCAGCACAUACAGUGCCCAAGGAUGCCCAAGUGAGAGGCAAAGGAAAGCUGUGCAAUAGGAAUGGUAAGCCAGAGUCUAGGCUGAAGGAGCACAGACAUCUAAGGCAGGGAUGGGGGACCCGAGGUCCUCCAGGUGUUACUGGUCUCUUAACUUCCAUCAUCCCUGACCACUGGCUAUGCAGGCUGGGAAUUAUAGGAGUUGGAGUUCAACAAUGUCUGGAGGAUCACAGGGGCCUGACUUCUGAUCUAGGGAAACCAGAGGCAAUGAAUGAUAAAACUCCUUUGCAUGCUCUCUCUCUCGCUCUCUCGCUCUCUCUCUCUCUGUGUGUGUGUGUGUGUGUGUCUGUGUGUCUGUGUGCACAUGCAGUAUCACCACUGUGCACAGAGUUUUACAGCGUGUCAAGCAAAAUACAGAUUCCAGCUCCUGAGAAGUUUACAGUAUAUGUCUACAGUUCAUUUAGGCUUUGUAGGGAAUGGGGACUAAGAGGGGUUGUGCCAAAAGCCUUAUAGGAAAAGGGGGGAUUUUCAAAAGGUUUUUGAAGGGAGGUGGGCCACGCAGAUGUCCAGUCAUAAGGGGAAGCAAAUAUAAACAUUGUGGCAUCACCCAGAGGAUGACGAGACCUCACAUGGUUGAAGGGACUGGCAUUAGAGGGGGUAGGGAAGAAGGGAGCAAGUCCAUAAUACAGAUCAGGGAAUUUUGGCAGGUGCUGGUUGUGCAGGAAAAGGGCCCUUCAGAGCAAUGCCUGAGGAGCUCUACCAUCCACUGCAAUCUGAUCAUUGCAAUCCAACCUGCCAAUAGGACAGUGGCUUAGCCACAGGGGAGUAAAGGGAAGAAAGGGAAGAAAAGGAGAGCUGAAAGGGAAGGUGGAUAAAAAUGCAGGAAUAGCAAAUGGUGUUCUUUUAGAUUCAAGGAUCUUGGCUUUCUUCCUUUCCUCUGUCAUAGCUGGCCUGGUUCGCACACAACACUAAGUCAUGGUUUAUUAAAUUAUGGUUUAGCAUUACGUGUGAACCCUGCCCAGCAGUAUCUAUGGUUUGUUUACUGCCAACAAAUCACCAUAUGAAACUGUGGUUUAUUAUUGGCUUACAACACUUGGUUUGUUUUAACUAUGGCUUGGUGUUAUCUGUGACUCUAGUACCCUUCCAUAAACAUGGUGUGUUUCACCACCUCACUGCAGACACUCUCCAAAAGACACGAGGCUAGGGCAGCUGGAAAAAACCACAAAUGUUGGAGAAAUAAGCCAUGGUGUGUUUGCUCAUCUGUUAGGCAACUCAUGGUGAACUUGUGGUUUAUCUGUUGGGUAUUAAAAGUCUUUGCCUGUGACAGUCCCACACCAAAUCAUCCUCCACUUUAACCUAUGCUGCAGAACCACAGUGACAGCAAAGUGACCCUGUAUGAGGCAGAGAACUUCCAAGGACGCAAGUUUGAGCUCAGCGACGACUAUCCAUCCCUGCAGGCCAUGGGCUGGGGCAACAAGGAGGUGGCUUCUAUCAAGGUCAAUUCUGGAGCGUAAGUGAUGCCUUCUGAGUUGGAGUGAAGUUGGAAGGGCCACCCGCCCCUCAGGUUCUGUGAAAGGGAUCCUCCCAUAACCUCAUUCUUACUUUGCCAAGAACACCGAUAAGCACAGCUAGCUGGAUGAACCAUGAGCAAUCUUGGGAUUGCCAUAGCUGCCUCCCUUUUUAAAGAGAAACUAGCCCAGGCUCCCGGUCUCCUUCCCCAGUUGCAUCCUGACCCUUUUGAGACUGGUUGAUCAGUAACAGCUGCUGGAGGAGGAGUGGACCCCCCAAAGGAUAUGGGUUAAAAAGCAGUGGGAGGGGGGCUGAACUAUCCCUUUUUCGGUGUAGGAUAUACUUUUGGGGCUGGAAGUGCCUGUAUUGCCAAUGUUCUGCUUUAUCCCCUAGAUGGGUGGCAUAUCAAUACCCAGGGUACCGGGGCUACCAAUAUGUCCUGGAGCGGGACAGACAGAAUGGUGAAUACAAAAAGUACAGCGAAUACAGCACCCAGGCCCACACCAACCAGAUCCAGUCCAUCCGCCGUGUCCAGCACUGAGCUGUGUCUUAGCAGCAGCAGCAUCGGCCCUCCUGCACUCCACCAGCACCCCCACACCUGCCUCUGCGCCUAAGGGCCCGCCAAGCAGUAGACCUGCA
Messenger RNA from Podarcis lilfordi (Lilford's wall lizard), 16489 nucleotides. The record is from the annotation of a GenBank genome assembly. Lineage: Eukaryota; Metazoa; Chordata; Lepidosauria; Squamata; Lacertidae.